Messenger RNA from Penicilliopsis zonata CBS 506.65, 741 nucleotides. RefSeq lists its product as hypothetical. The coding region runs from base 100 to 540 and encodes 146 amino acids. The transcript is spliced from 2 exons. The record is from RefSeq and is a predicted model, not a curated record. Lineage: Eukaryota; Fungi; Ascomycota; Eurotiomycetes; Eurotiales; Aspergillaceae.
CAUCCCUUGACAGGUCAUCCCUGACUUAAGAGGUCCUCCCGUGUCUGUCGAAGCAAUCUCUCAUUACCAAUUCGAAUACCUACCUACCUAUCCAACAAAAUGGCUACCUUCGCAUCCAUCACAUAUUUCCUGCUCACCAUCUUGACGCUAUCGUCGAUGGUGCACUCUCUGCCGAUUGUAGCAGGAGACAACACACGUACCAGAGCCUUGUACCCGCGAUCUCCCUCUCCACGUCUUAUUGAACCCAACGCCAACGGAUUGCUCGCCAACAUCAUCGCCAACCUCGGUCUUGACGAACUGAGCAACUCGCAAGACUCUACCUCGGAUAACAAGGACAUCAGCAACUUCGAGAUCGACGAGACCAAGAAGGUCACUUCGAAACACCAUAUCAACGAUACCGUCGUCGAUGCCGGUAACUUCACUUCGGGCAAACAGACAAAUAUCACCAAUGUUGACAAUCUUGUCAAUGACAUCAAGUCGUCCUUGGCGCAGAGCAUCAAAGCGGCCCUCGACGACAGCGAUGAGGUUUCCUUGAAUUAAGCUAGAUGUCUGAUUCUCUCUCUCUCUCUUUCUGUGUGUGUGUGUUAUUGUCUUAUUCCAUCACGAUGGUCUGGCGUUUAAGGGUUUGAUCUGGUAAGCGAUUUGGUCUUGGGAUUGGCGUUUGGAUACAUUCCUUUUCAUGAGAGUACGACAGUAUAGUGUGAGCAUCUAGUUGUAGGUUUACUAGAACAGAUUAAUAAG